CAAACCCACCCCGCGAACAACGCGUACGUAGGGCCGGUGAAAGCAAUCCUCGAGAGCAAUGACCGCGACAGUCCCCCGACAACUGGUGUGUUUUCUUUGGCGAUGCGUUCCUGACCAGAAUACAGACGCAAGAAUGUUUAAACAACAGUUAAAAAGACACUUGAUACUCAUAGCGCCUUGAUUCUUUAGCGUGAACCCUUGGCUUUAGCAUGAGCCCUUAACCUUGCUUUCACGGCAAAUAUGCCAGCUUGGCCUGGUGAUGUCAGUGAGGAAAGUCUUUGUUGAAGAUUGGAUUUCCUUACAACAGAUGGAAUAAUCAAAAUAUCGUUUUAUUUGGUCUUGGUUUAGGUCAGUACGCUAGGUUUUUGGGUAGGGGAAGUUAUUUGAAGCCUCACUGCUUUCCAGAAGACGUGCGUGAGGAGAUGGGGAGGGGGGCUUUUAAAGAAUUUACUCAUGUUAUACCUUGGUGAUCAUGCAUAAUUUCAAGGUGACGUAUUUGAAUGUUGCUACGAGUUCUCAACUGACAUUUUCAAACGUCAAGGCCUUCUGAAGAGCCUCUGGACACUUUUUCAGUACAACUGUGAGAUUAUUUCGAGGUUCUGUCAUUAUUCCAAGGUAACAAGGCAAUGACUGUGAAACCUGGUACAACCAGUACACAUGACCUUUGGCACCAGAUCUAAAGUCAAUCAAGCGGUAAAGUCACAACGACAAACAAGCAAGGAUCUCGUAGAGUCUGCGCCACGCUACCUAGCCUGGGCGUUUCUUCGAGAUUCUUCAUUUCCUGCCCAUUUUUCAGAGCUACACAUGCUCUAAUAGCAAGGCUAAUGUUUGCUGCGUUGUUGUCAGAAGUCUCUAUCCGCACUAUCGCAGUGAUUUGGGUCGUUUUCCUGACCAUUCUCGUCUUCUUCAAACGACGUAAGAUGGAUCCACCGUCACCGAGUGGGAGCUGGCCUGUUGUCGGACACCUGUUGUCCCUCGGCCGAGCGCCCCACCUGAAGCUAACGGAGUGGAGGAAGCAGUAUGGCGACGUGUACACUGUUCGAAUGGGGAUGGAAGACGUGGUGGUUCUGAACGGCUACCGGGCCAUCAAAGAGGCGCUUGUGGACUACAAGGACGCUUUCUCCAGCAGGCCAAACGUCUAUGUGCUGAAUCUAGUAUCUGGUUUUGGAGAAGACAUUGUGAUGUCACCAUUCAACCAAGCCUACAAAGAAAAACGCAAGUUCGCCUACAGUGCGCUGAGAACCCUGGGAAUGAGAAUGGGACCAGGCAGUAUGGAAGAAAACAUCAGGGACGAGGCCCGUCAGCUCUGUCUGAAGCUGUCCGAGCAAGGGGACGCACAGCCAAGUGACAUCACCGACAACCUAACCGUGUCAGUCGCCAACAUCAUCUGCUCCAUGGUGUUCGGGAAACGUUACGACUACGAUGAUGAAAAUUUCCUCGAACUGUCCAAGGUUGCAAACAAGCUGGUCGCCCAACUCGGAUCGAGUCAAUUAAUGACUGUUUUCCCUAUUCUGCGAUUCGUACCGGGAGUAAAUUCAUCAAACAGGAUUCUUGUCGAGUGCAUGGAAGAGGUUCACGCAUUCCUUCGACAAGAAAUUACAAAGCAUCGCGAGACCAUGGACAAAGAGAAUCCACGAGAUUUCAUCGACCUUCUCCUCGCCGAACUAGAGACCCAAGAGAAGACCGACUGCUUUAAAGAAGAGAAUAUUGAGUGGAUAAUUCAAGACCUGUUUGUUGCUGGAGUCGAGACCACGGCCACUACCUUGCGAUGGGGUCUUCUGUACAUGGUUCUGUGUCCAGAGGAACAGCAAAAGGUCCAGGCCGAGCUGGACAGUGUCCUGGGAGCAGACCAUGACGUGCCCACCCUGGCCCACAGGUCCCAGCUCCCGUAUACCGAGGCUACUAUCAUGGAGAUCCAGCGCAUCAGGGCCAUAGUUCCCCUUGCUGCUCCUCACACUCCUAACGAGAACACGACUUUCCGAGGCUAUGACAUCCCAGCGGGAACGCAGGUUUUUCCCAACCUGUGGUCAGCUAAUAUGGACCCGGAGUUUUGGCCAGACCCAGAGAAGUUUGACCCCAGUAGAUUCCUAGACUCUGACGGCAAGGUGGUUACCAGGCCGGAAUCCUUCAUGCCUUUUUCAACAGGCCGCCGUGUCUGCCUCGGUGAGCAGCUGGCAAAGAUGGAGCUCUUUCUGCUCUUCUCUUCCCUCCUGAAACACGUCACCUUCAAGUUGCCAGAGGGCGCCGCUGCACCUUCGACAGAUGGUUGCAUGGGAAUAACCUUGGUCCCAUCAAGAAUCAAUAUGUGCAUCAGCCAGCGCUAGUAUGCUCGUUCUAAAGCAAAUUGUGACAAGGAUUGAUAACAUGUACUUAAUAAGUUUAUAACAGUUUUUAAAUGUUAUAACCUUUGAAGCUUUGGAUAUGUGCACCAUAUGACGGAAUCUACCAUAACGUUAACGUUUCUGAUUGACCUUGAAGUGCCUAUUCUUAUUACCCAUCUUACGACAUUGUAGACAUUGAUUGUCAAAUUUACGUUUACAUGUAAAGUAGAUGAACUAUUAUGUUCACAUGUUAGAGUUACAAAUGUAUGUUUUUGGUGAAAGAGCAUAGAAACCCACUUGAUAGGAACUAAUAAUUUUUUUCAAAACUUUGUAUAAGCAAGCAGUAUCAUGUGGAUAAUGAAUGUUAUACAAGUCCUACAAUAUUAGACCAGGGUAAAGUCCACCAGGUGUCAUUCCCAUCAUCUGACUGUAGCUCGUUAAAACACCGGACUUAACCUCCCACUUUUGAACCAAAACGACAUGCUAGAGACAAAGGUGUAUUUUUCUUGCUUUUUUUUGUAUAAUUUACGUUCAGUUCAGCUUCCUUUAUUUGAACUGGAAUGGCCCAAUCGGCCUUAGCUGCUCUUCCCAGAGGUCAGUAAUGACCACUUGAGAAUUAUUGCAUACAAUGAAGCAUUCUACUGCUCUGUGAAUAAAAUUAUUUGGCGGCAUGUAAUUU
This is a messenger RNA of Branchiostoma floridae (Florida lancelet), 3000 nucleotides long. Its product is annotated as cytochrome P450 2U1-like. The transcript has 8 exons. Gene Ontology annotation, molecular function: iron ion binding; heme binding; oxidoreductase activity, acting on paired donors, with incorporation or reduction of molecular oxygen, reduced flavin or flavoprotein as one donor, and incorporation of one atom of oxygen. Bases 825 to 2324 code for a protein of 499 amino acids. Gene Ontology annotation, cellular component: cytoplasm; intracellular membrane-bounded organelle. NCBI's taxonomy places the organism in Eukaryota, Metazoa, Chordata, Leptocardii, Amphioxiformes, Branchiostomatidae. The record is from RefSeq and is a predicted model, not a curated record. Gene Ontology annotation, biological process: xenobiotic metabolic process.